This is a messenger RNA of Paramacrobiotus metropolitanus, 1773 nucleotides long. RefSeq lists its product as uncharacterized. The record is from RefSeq and is a predicted model, not a curated record. The transcript has 7 exons. Bases 254 to 1396 code for a protein of 380 amino acids. NCBI's taxonomy places the organism in Eukaryota, Metazoa, Tardigrada, Eutardigrada, Parachela, Macrobiotidae.
UUGCAUGUUUCGUUUCACUCUAUACAGAUUGACCACGAUGUAUACAGAAGGCCGUUAAUCGCAGUUUUGGCAUGUCUGUACCAUUUUACCCGAGUCUCAAGGUGGGCACUUCCAGGCGCGAUAAUAUCAAUAAUUUGUGUGUUUAUAAAUUUUGUUCGCAUCUACAAAAGCAUUAAUAUUUUUGUUGAUACAUUGAGUUUGUUUUGGGGAAAUAGUUUUUGCAGAAUCGGCACAACCUGUCUCAUUGUCAGUUAUGGCAUCUUUUCCGGUGCGGUGUUUGUUGUUCGGGUCUGCUUUAAUAGUUAAAUCCUAUGGUCAGACUAUAAGUACCACGGACAGUUCACUGAAAAGGCCUGUCCUGCGGCUUAUCAUGCCUCUAAAUACCGUGAACGCUUUAACAAACAGAGAAACAUACGGCAAAUUAUUGAGAGCGAGAUUUGGAAAUGGUGAUUACAACGUGGAUGAUGUGGAAGAUGCCACUCAGAUGGUCUUCAAUUUAACGGAUCACCUCACCGCAGUUUGCCACGUUCAGUUCCAUACAGUAUUUCGAACAGUUAAUGGAACGACGGAAGACACCUCUGCCGUACUUUAUCAAAACGAUUACAUUGUACCAAACGGUUUCAUACAUAUUGCGCCGCCAACUAUGAGAUUAAACAGAACAUUAUUGGAAAUUAUUCGCAGUACUCGCCAGUUAUCCAAGUACUACAAAGCCAUUCACGUCGUUCCAGGACUUCCAGAAUAUUUAGCAUGUAACCGUCAGAUUACCGUUUUCGCUCCCAACAACGAAGCGAUAGAUAAAUUCGGAUCUGAUAAAUUCAAGAUUCUGAUGCAAUGGCCUAGCGCCAUGCAAGAAUUGCUGAGCAAUCUUGUUGUUUCCAAUGGAUCGUACCUGACUUCCGACUGGGCAGACAAUGACACCUUGGCAACCUUGAAUAUUUACGGCAGUUUACUGAUUCGCAUCACUAAUGACCGCAUCUUGCGAGUGUUGAAUACUCGCCAGUCACCGUUUGUCUCGUCCGAAGCGAACUCGGUGAAAGCGCCUUCCGUUCUGCCGGGGCGGGCCAAAGAAGACCAGGCUCUGGUGCUGGAAUCGGAUUACACGGGACAAAAUGGUGUUCUGCAUAUCGUCGACAGUAUACUAUAUCCACCGGUCCCAUCGGUCAAUGAGACCGUGGCCCAACUGUUCCCUUUUAGUCCGUAUAUGCCACUUCCGCCGAUUGAUGUCAGCUCGUUCGAUGGCAGCUGCAUGCAGCGCACAGCCGGUCUGGUGGAAACCGAAACCGCCACGUUUCUACCACUACCAGUCCGUUCCACAGCCACCACGACCGCUGAGUCCACUGUGUCCACUAUACCACGAAGAAAAAUGCACAGAACAAGAAACCGGAAAAGAACAUAAAAAUUUGAUAUACAUAUACCUUGUGGCCAUAAAUUGGGUAUGCACGUAUUUACUAUUAUGCACGUAUUCACUGGUAACCUCUUUCCAAAAUCGUUUAAUGCACUGUAAUUACCUUGCAUGCCUCUUUGAUUUGGGACUGCUUUUAAUCGCUUUCCUUUCUAUUACAGCAAUCAUUUUUAAUUUUUUUCUUCCGAUACCACGUAAAUAUUUACUUAGCCACUACUGACUACAUCCUAUAAGCCUUUACUGUAAUUGCACUCAAAAUUUUGGCUACUCUUUUUAGCCAAAUUAUUUUUUUCUCUUUGCGCAGUUCUUUGUUUUAAGUUUUACAGUUCACAGGCUUCAGAAAUUGUUUAUAUACAGCAAAAAACAUCCGC